Elaeis guineensis (African oil palm) is the source of this 1734-nucleotide messenger RNA. RefSeq lists its product as uncharacterized. NCBI's taxonomy places the organism in Eukaryota, Viridiplantae, Streptophyta, Magnoliopsida, Arecales, Arecaceae. Gene Ontology annotation, biological process: tRNA pseudouridine synthesis. The record is from RefSeq and is a predicted model, not a curated record. Gene Ontology annotation, molecular function: RNA binding; pseudouridine synthase activity.
GUCAGCACCAAAACUGGUCCAUCUUCCGGAAAUCCGGAAACCGCUGCGCUUUCUGGCGCGCUGAGAGAAGAGAGGUGGAUGCUUGCAAACGGCGUCGCCAAGAUCCCGGCGGCGAGGAAGGUGGUGAAUCGAGGCUCCCUGAUGGAGAACGGUAAGGUCUACAUCCAUUACAACCACACCGACCCCUGCCGUCACUCCAGAUGGACCGCGAGAGAGAGCUAUCAGUAUAUGUACAGAAGGCCGUGGCAGAAGGUGGUGGACUUCUACUCAGAUUUGGUGAGCUGCGGCAAGGGGGCUUCUUCACUUUCGAGUUUGUUUGUUGAUGAGAAACUUGUGUCACAGGAUAUUACUGAAAAUUUUCAUAGUUGUGAGGAAACAUGUAUAGCAAAUAUACCCACUAAAGAUAAGACAGGAAGAUGGGAAAGAGUAACAUUUAAGAUUGUUUUAUCAUACCAUGGUGGUUCCUUUGAUGGGUGGCAGAAGCAGCCUGGUCUGAAUACCGUUCAAGGACUAGUGGAAAAGUCUCUUGGAAGAUUUGUUGAUGAAAGGAAAGCUAAGAAACUCAAAGACAGAUCUCUGCCACUGGAAGGCUGUGCUGUUGUUGCUGGGCGCACUGAUAAAGGGGUGACUGCUCUUCAGCAAGUUUGUUCAUUUUAUACUUGGAGGAAGGAUGUCAAAUGUGGAGAUAUAAAAGAUGCCAUCAAUGAAGCAGCUCCAGGAAAGCUCAGAGCUUUGACUGUUGCUCAGGUUUCUCGUGUGUUUCAUCCGAAUUUUGCUGCCAACUGGAGGCGCUACUUUUAUAUUUUUCCCCUUGAUGAUGGAGAAGGCCAGAUAAAUCAUAGUGAAAUGGGUUGUUCAAAUUGUGCUUAUGCAUUGGAUGAUGAGCAGAUAAACUGGCAGCCCGAAAAUGAUGAGGAAGAGCAGUCCAUGUCUUUGUUGGAUGAGAAUGAAGAUGACAAUAUGUACAAUACUGUGGCGAAGCCAAGAAACUUCAGUGUAGACAAGGUGAACAAACUUCUACAGCAGCUGGAAGGGAGGUCAUUAUCCUACAAAAUGUUUGCACGUGACACAAAAGCCUCAAGAAGCACUGGACCACCCACGGAAUGUUUUAUGUUUCAUGCUCGAGCUACAGAUGCCAAACUGCCCAAUGAUGACAAGAAUUGUGUAGGUGGACUGAGGGUGAUGUGUGUGGAACUGGUGGCGAAUCGCUUCCUGCGGAAGAUGGUCCGGGUUCUCGUUGCAACUGCCAUAAGAGAAGCGGCGGUUGGUGCAGAUGAUGAUGCUCUACUGAAGCUGAUGGAAGCCACAUGCAGACGUGCCACGGCUCCUCCAGCCCCUCCAGAAGGCCUCUGCCUUGUGGAUGUCGGUUAUGGGGAAUUCAAACAAGAAAAGUGUUUGAUUCUGUGAUCAGAGAAUUUCGCACAGGCAUAUCUACAUCAGCGUUGGUGAGCCCGCUGCCCUUUGUCAGGCCGGUGCAAGCUAUGAUCGGCUUAUUUAAUGGUUUUUGUCCUGCCCCAAGGUGACUUUAGGGAGAGAGUGAGAAGAGUUUCGGUGAUUGUACAACUAAAUGCAUCCACUCUUUAUUGGAUCGAAGAUGAUAGAAAAGAGCCUUGUCUUUUCUGGCCAGCUGCAGAGUGGGAGGAUUUCGUCAUUUUGUCGUCUUUCAUUACCAAUGCAAAAAUUUUAUAUUUUCCAUGUACCAUGGUCUUAUAAAAUGCCAGAGUUCUUGUAUGG